Messenger RNA from Photinus pyralis (common eastern firefly), 2178 nucleotides. RefSeq lists its product as uncharacterized. The record is from RefSeq and is a predicted model, not a curated record. The transcript is spliced from 7 exons. NCBI's taxonomy places the organism in Eukaryota, Metazoa, Arthropoda, Insecta, Coleoptera, Lampyridae. The coding region runs from base 521 to 2158 and encodes 545 amino acids.
CCCUUUUAACUGAAGUAUCUUUACUUGGAAAAAAAUGAAAGUAAUCCUUGUUUGGACUAUUUUAAAUGCUUACAUAAUAGUUUCAAAAUAACGAUCUGGAGUUUAAUUUGAACAAAUACUGAAUUGGAUAAAAAAUCUUUAACGCAUCAAUUAAAAGAUUAGUAUAUAUUCGAUUAGAAUUGCGGGAUGUAUUGAAUUCAAUAGUGUGCGCAUUAAAUGAAAUAUAUGGUAUAUUUAAACUUCUACUUGGUUCAUUAAAAGCCACCUUUAUUUAAAAGAAGAAUAUGAAAGUUUAAUUUAAGCAUAUGACAUAUACGUAGCACUGAUAAUUAAGUAUAUCAUAUUUUGAUGAGUUGCGAGUUUACCGACACGUAAAAGCGUUACAACUUGCGUCUUGCAGUCCAGCGUUUUUAGUUUAGCAUUCAAUGGUUUUAAUUUGUAAUCGCAUCUUCCCUUUGCUAUUAACAAAUUGUGUUCGGGUUUUUGUGUAUGCAGUUAGUAAUUUAUCAUCGAUUAUUUAAUGAUGGAAAAUACCGCAACCGCAACGGCUCCAUCCACUGUACAAGAUUUGAUGGCGUCUUGGGGUUGUACGGCGGAGACCAUCGAUGUGUUUAAAAGAAAUGAUAUUGGGAUAGAGUUGCUAAAGCAUCUCAAUGACAAAGAGCUUCGCGAACUGUUGCCUAAUUCACUUGGCAUGCGUAAGUUGAUAUCAUUGCGAAUUAGGGAAUUGCAACAACAGGACGACUGCAAUGCUUCCGAUUCAACAAUUAGAGAAACCGAAUCUCCCGCUUCGACAAUUACUAUUUACAGCGACGAUCCUAGUGGAAUUGAAGGGGCGACUACACCAAAUAUCCAUAACACAACGGCAACAGAAGUCUCCCAAGACAUACAAUUUGAAUUUAUUGAUUUUAAUGUAGCGAAUAUUAUCACACCACAAUUAAGUUUUCCUGAUUUUGAUCUUCGGACUCUACUGCAAACUACUCCAAUGGGAAGUAGUAUAUUGAAAUACUAUCAGCAGCACAAUAUUUUGGACCACACGCGUCGUACAAGGCUUGUGGACAUAAUUAUUAAACAUAUGUACAGUUACAUCAUAAAAAACCGUAUGAAACACGAAGAGUACAAUCAAGUAGCUGCUAAAAUUAUUAGUUUGUUUCCUCGAGAAUGUUUAGGAACUUACUAUGUUCCACCAAUAAGGAAAUCAGAAUCCAUUAUAGGAAAAUCAGUUUUGGCAAGGGGAAAAUUGGUGGAUAAGGUUCGUAAUUUGAUUCAUAAGUGCGAAGAAGCGAAUCCCAAAAGAAAAAGAAGAUCGAAAGAGUCAAACGACAGCACAGAUGAAAUACUUGAGAAGAGGGGACGAGUUAACAAUGAUGAUAUGACAUGGCUAAAGGUGAACAGUGAACCAUGGGCGGAGGUAAUGGAAAAAUGGAACAAUACAUACGAUCUAAGACGUUGUGACAAAGAUUGUCCUACCGUACAGGAAUAUUUAGAAAGAUGGCCCAUUUUAAGAGACCUAAGAAGUGAUGUGUUGAUUAAUCAAGAUUUUCGAAAGUUGUUCCCAGAGAAGGAACUGAAACUUUAUACAAAGUGGGAAUCAUUUUUUGAAGUGGUCGCGAACUUAAAGUUAAAUUGCCUAAAAGAUUCCGUGGCUUUGCAACUGCACGAAUCUGUCCCGCAAACUGAAAACGAAGAUGCUAAAUUUCUGAAGCAAUUGACGCUUCUGCCGUAUUUUCUCCCACCAAAGGGAAGGAUUAUUACCCAAAAGGCGAUAAAUAAACAUUGGAAGUUUUCAACGUUAGAAACUCUUCACGCCAUCGUUGUCACGGCAAAGGUUGCAGGUGACAUAGAACCGGUUAUCUCUCAACAAGUUCAUAAUGCCCAAGCAAGAGGUCAAAGAGUACAGCCGUACCUCCUAGUCGAAGGGACUGCAGAGGAUCCCAAAAGGUUUUAUGUAGUAAUAGACGGUAGGGUGCACCUAUCUUGUGAGAGUGCGAAACGAUCUUUCGACCUACUGUUCAAAAUUUUCCAUGUGAUUAACGCCAACUACCCCAUUCAGGCGGAGUACAUAUACACAUUGCUGCAAAAAUGUGUCUAUGAAAUUAAUUUACCAUCCGACAAAAUUCCACCUUAUGUUUCUGAUAUUUUAUCGAAUUUCAAGUAAGUUAUAAUUUACAAUGAAGU